GGUUAAGGUCGACAACGUUAUGGCGCAAUUUUCAACUGAUAACUGCUUGUAAUCUUAAGCAAUGCAAGCACUAAUAAUAUGCAACGCAGAAUCUCCUGAGCUGGAGCAAUUAACUAUACAAGGUUCUGCUUCUUUACUCCCUCUGGGAAACGAGACUGUCCUCAGCAGACUGAUGAGUAUUUUUAUUCUAAGUGAAAUAUCUGACGUAACAAUAAUCCACAACAAAGCACAAACAAUACGUCUAACGAAUUAUUUAAAUGAAAAUCGUCAACUUUGGCCUGGUUAUAUGAAAAUUAACCUUCGCGAACUUCCUAACUUCUACUCUUUAUCUGAAACGCUACAGAGAAUCCGCUCUUCAGUAACAUCCAACUAUCUGUUUAUAACUUAUUCCAAUACCGUUAUCAAUGAAAUCGAUUUACGGGAUAUAUUUCUGACAAUGAUCAGGAAAAAGGCUUCAGUGGUGACCGUAUUUUCAACUCUCCCUACGACAGAAAGCAAACUUCUCAAGUCUAUUCCCAGCGAAUUAACCGUAACUACAAAUGAUGGCAGUACCUUAAUUAGCUAUGUGCCCGCAUGUGAUAUAAAAAAGCAGUCUAAACUUCCUAAAACUCUUAGCUCUCAACAGACUAUCUUAUGUCGUUCAGAUCUUAGAGAUUGCGGAUUGUAUUUGGUUUCCAGGACAGCUUUGGAUCAUAUUGCCAAGCUAGGGGAAGAUAUAACUCACCGUAAAAAGUCUAUUUGGCAAUAUAUUUGGUCCGAACCUCCGGAGAUAAAUCAAGGUAAACUUAGCAUUACAAUUGUUCGAUAAACACUAGAAACUAACGGAGAGCCUGAUGAAAAAUUCGUAAUUAACAACAUAAAGAAUUACCUUGAAUGCUAUCAAACAGGUGGAACUUGCAUUCAUGAACAUCAUGACAAAAUCAUUUCAGUCAAAUUUGAGGAUCCGUUGAUAUAUGCUGAAACAAAUCGCUUGAUUAUCCAGAAAUCCUGCAUUCACACUGGACCGCAACAGUCAGGAAAGGAAUUUAAUGUUAUCCAAGAAAAUUGUACAGUGCACAAAAAAGCAUUUAUUCGUUCAAGUUUUGUGGGUUCUUCAUGCAAAAUUGGUGCUGAUGUACGAAUCUUAAACUCCGUUCUUCUUUCAAAUGUAGAGAUUAGGGACAAUUGUACUAUUCAAGGAUGUGUUAUUGGUGAAAAAGCAGUUAUUGAAGAACUAUGUAAUUUGAAAAGUUGUACUGUCGCGGCAUUACAACGAGUACCAACCGGAACAAAUCUCGAAUCCAAACAAUUAGGAUUUACAGAUCCAGAACUAAAUGCAACAUAACCCUUUUUUGUAUUGUUGACUACCUUUUUGUUUACAUAAAAUAAAUACUUAUGAUAAA
Messenger RNA from Schistosoma margrebowiei, 1382 nucleotides. Lineage: Eukaryota; Metazoa; Platyhelminthes; Trematoda; Strigeidida; Schistosomatidae. The record is from the annotation of a GenBank genome assembly.